Messenger RNA from Colletotrichum graminicola M1.001, 1353 nucleotides. Its product is annotated as prolyl oligopeptidase. NCBI's taxonomy places the organism in Eukaryota, Fungi, Ascomycota, Sordariomycetes, Glomerellales, Glomerellaceae. Bases 1 to 1353 code for a protein of 450 amino acids. The record is from RefSeq and is a predicted model, not a curated record. Gene Ontology annotation, molecular function: serine-type endopeptidase activity. Gene Ontology annotation, biological process: proteolysis. The transcript has a single exon.
AUGGAUUGGGAAAACAUAUGCAGGAGUGCUCCACCUCAAAGUCUCGGCUGGAAGAAGUGGACAGGAACCCCAACCUCGUUCUCGUUCUCCAAGGAUGGGUUGUCCGUGGUCUUCCUGAUGUCGGAACGGGCGGAUGUUUGUUUUGGCCACGAUUCAAUUCUUCACGUUGCGCUGGAGGGGGCCGCAGAAACACGCCGCGUCAACAUUACAAAGCCCUCUGAGAGCGGCGAGCCUCAGGUAUGGCAUCCUCGGAUCGUUUCGAUCUGCCGAUCCGUCAGGAACUUCAACGUCCUCUAUGCUGUAGUCGAUGUACAGGGGCAGAUGGGUGUUUGGAGAAUACAGAUGUUCCCAGAAGAGUCCCAAGGUGACGUCGAAGCCGUGGCGAAGCCGCUUCUCGAACAUGGAUCCACCACAUUCUUAUCCUGCUUAGGAACGUCCAGCCUCAGAGACGAACUUCUCAUCUCGAGGUCUACGUUCCAGAGGGCAUGUGUUGUUGAGAUCGUCAGACAAGACAUCACAUCACAACUUCAAAUUCAACAAAUCGAUGAAUAUUACGUUCCGCAGGCGCCAUCAAUGUCAGAUCGAUUCUACUUCCCUUCUACUGGCGGCUCUAUGGUGCAGGCUUUCAUCCACAAACCCGCUGAUUUUACAGAGGAUAACCAAUACCCUGUUGCUAUAAUGGUGCACGGUGGCCCGAACGACGCGUGGAGGGAUUGCUGGUUGGCAACCUGGAACCAUUUGCCCUGGACGUCUAGGGGCUUUGUCGUUAUCACCCCUAAUAUCAGCGGCUCGACGGGGUUCGGGCUGCCUUUCGCAAUGUCCAUUUUCAAAAACUGGGGAGGCUAUCCGCUGGAGGAUCUGGGCUACUUAUUGUCGUUUCUCGAGGACUCGAUGCCUUUUGCCGAUCUAUCACGAGUGAUUGGUGCGGGUUACAGCUAUGGUGGAUACCUGAUCAACUGGCUUGCCGGGCAAGAGCUUUCCAGACGAUUUUGCGCCCUGAUUGUUCAUGGCGGCGUUUUCUCUCCCCGUAACUUGAUGGCCGGAGACUUUCCGCUGAUUUACCGCGAAGACUUCGGAAGCUUCCCCUGGGAGGACCGCGUGGAGUGGGAUAGAUGGGAUCCUAGCAAGUUCUGCGAGAAGUGGACUGUGCCGAUGCUUUUCACCCACGGUGAUAAUGAUUAUCGUGUACCGGUUUCCGAAGCACUGGCGGCGUAUCAUACAUGUCAGAUCAGGGGUGUUCCCUCUCAGCUUCUCAUCUUUCCUGACGAGGGCCAUACAGUAAGUAAGCCAGCAAACUUAGCACAGUGGCAUAAGACAAUGGUUACGUGGGCUAUGAAGUGGACAGCCUCUUAG